Temnothorax curvispinosus is the source of this 2048-nucleotide messenger RNA. It is a transcript of the gene AsnRS, whose product is annotated as asparagine--tRNA ligase, cytoplasmic. The record is from RefSeq and is a predicted model, not a curated record. The transcript has 10 exons. Gene Ontology annotation, molecular function: asparagine-tRNA ligase activity; ATP binding; nucleic acid binding. Gene Ontology annotation, biological process: asparaginyl-tRNA aminoacylation. Lineage: Eukaryota; Metazoa; Arthropoda; Insecta; Hymenoptera; Formicidae. The coding region runs from base 217 to 1875 and encodes 552 amino acids. Gene Ontology annotation, cellular component: cytoplasm.
GUUGCACGUUGCACUGCACUGUUGCAGAACGUGCGAUUUGAGAAUUGAGAGUAUUUCUUUGCCGUUUCGCUAGCGGCUCCGCCAGUGAUUUGUUAAACGUCACUUGAGCUGUUCGACACGUUGCAUUUUGUUCAUUUUUUAUUGGAUAAAGUACUUACCGAGUAAGAGAGAUAUAUUAUUCAGUGAUACUUCUAUCAAAUAAAUUUAUCAGCCACUAUGUCCAAGGAAGUAAUAUCAUCAGGUAUCUAUACAUCAGACAAGAAUGGUAACGACGAGACGGGAGAUGGUUCAGAGGUCAACCCGUUUAAAACUAUUCUAAGAGCAAUGCGUCAUGCCAAUAAGGAACCCUUUCCGAUUAUCUACCAGGACUCGCGUGAAAGUGGCAAGAAAUAUGAACCAGCAUCAAAGACGCAGUUAAAAAAGAUACAAAAGAUUUGGGUUAGAGAACAGUAUAAGGGUGAAGGGAAGGAGAAGAAGUUGCUGGAGGAUGAAGAGAAGAGAUUGAAAAAUCUUGAAGAGGCUAAAGCGAUUGUUAUAGAAGAGGAUAAGACUCUGCCGGAAGCAAAACAAAUCAAGAUAAAAGAAGCUCUUAGUCACAGGGAUCAAAGAGUCAAAAUAUACGGAUGGGUGCAUAGACUAAGACGACAAGGCAAAGCCCUUAUGUUCAUCACAUUGCGGGAUGGAACAGGCUUUUUGCAGUGUGUACUAACUGAUAAGCUGUGUCAAACAUAUAAUGCUUUGACUCUUGCCACAGAAGCUGCUGUUCAACUGUUUGGGGUCUUGAAAGCUGUUCCUGAAGGGAAAAAUGCACCGGAUGGACACGAAUUGUGCGUUGAUUAUUGGAAACUUGUUGGACCAUCGCCUCCUGGUGGCGCCGAUUCAAUAUUGAAUGAAGAAGCUCUUCCUGAUGUACAAUUGGACAACAGGCAUAUAAUGAUUCGAGGUGAAAAUACAUCAAAAAUCUUGAUUAUGAGAUCUGUAAUAAUGCAAGCAUUCAGAGACCAUUAUAAAGAGCGUGGUUAUUAUGAAAUGACUCCACCAACUUUAGUGCAAACUCAAGUAGAGGGUGGUUCGACUCUCUUCAAAUUAGAUUAUUUUGGAGAAACCGCUUUUCUUACUCAGAGUUCUCAAUUAUAUCUUGAAACGUGCCUUCCAGCCAUGGGAGAUGUAUAUUGCAUUGCCCAAUCAUAUCGGGCAGAGCAAUCGAGAACACGUCGCCACCUUGCUGAAUACACGCAUAUUGAGGCAGAAUGUGCAUUUAUCACAUUUGAUGAUCUACUUGAUCGACUAGAAGAUUUAAUUUGCGACGUAGUCGAACGAGUUCUACAAUCGCCGUAUGGUCAUCUUGUCAAAGAAUUGAAUCCUAACUUUCAAGUGCCCAAGAAGCCUUUCAAGCGAAUGAACUACAGCGAUGCGAUUGAAUAUCUAAGAGAAAACAAUAUCACAAAAGAAGAUGGCAGUUUUUAUGAGUUUGGAGAAGACAUUCCAGAAAUGCCAGAAAGAAAAAUGACCGAUGCUAUCAACGAGCCGAUAAUGCUUUGUCGUUUCCCCGCUGAAAUUAAGUCAUUUUACAUGCAACGUUGCACAGAGGAUAGACGCUUAACGGAGUCUGUUGAUGUACUUUUACCGAAUGUGGGUGAAAUCGUCGGCGGUUCGAUGCGUAUCUGGGAUUAUGAGGAGAUGAUGGAGGGUUACAGCCGUGAAAACAUUGAUCCGGCCCCGUACUACUGGUACACAGACCAGCGGAAAUAUGGAUCUUGUCCUCAUGGCGGUUACGGAUUGGGCUUAGAACGAAUUUUGUGCUGGCUGUUGAACAGAUAUCACAUACGCGAGGUGUGCUUGUAUCCGCGUUUCUUGGAGCGUUGUCGCCCAUAAAAGAAUAUUCUAUGGGAAUAUGGAUAUUACGUCGAUGAUUACAUCAGUAGAGAUAUGUUUCACUUUCUAAUAUUAUAAUAAUUUAUAAUACUGCGUUAUAUUAAAAAUAAUUACGUAACUAUACGAAAAAGUGAGCUCAUGGAAAACCUAAAUAAAGGAUUUAUGUUCAAGUA